CCCCGACCCCGACCCCGACCCCGAAGCCUGAGUCCGACCCGCGCAGGGACUGCGACCCCCGCAGGUGCAGGGGCGCUGGGGCUCCCGGGCCUCCUUAGUUUCCCGGCCCCAGCGUCCAUCCGUGUGGCCUGAAACUUCAGUUUCCUGAGCUUGUCUGGAGAGGGCUGCGCCCAGGUGCCCGGAGAGAGGACUUUUCAGCCAAACGUGGGAAGGCUGCUGCCGGCUGGGUGGUCCUGAAACAGGCUCAUCCCCCCUUUCUGUGGGGGCCUCAGCUUCCCGACAACUGUUGGCAAGAAGGUCCCGGAGGGGGUCUGCGUUGUGUGUCUUCUACACGUUGCUGUAACCUCGAGGAGCUUUGACGGCCGGCGUGGGCUAACCGGGGCCGUUUGCUCUCGCAGUGGGUUAAACCAUCCACGGAUAAGGCAUAGGAUGAGGUGUCAACGUUUGUUUUGAAGUCUCAGGAUUCUUAAGACGGUGGUUUUCCAAAGAACUGUCCCACCCAGAAUCACUUGCUUAAAUACUUGCGUGAAGUACCAUCCUAAGGCUCAGGCUGUGCAUUUCUGUACCUGGCAGGAGUUUUGCAUUCUGCUCUUAAAAAGACGGGGUUUUGAAGAGCAGCUCAGGACCCCAGGCCCAGGGCACUGUCACCAUGAUGGUGCAGGGGUCACCCGAUCUUAGCUCUUCUCCCUGAACAAGUGGCGUGACCCUGGGUGCCCAGCGUAGGGGUGGGUGGGGGCAGGGCAGCACGGUGGGCCUAGGUGGCCAGCCACCCUCCCAGCCUCUUCCCUGCACCCCCCUAGCAGGGCCAGCCUGCCUCUCCGGGCCUGCAUGUGCUGGUGCUGGGAAGCCCUGGCCAGAGGCUGAUGUGAGCGUGUGCGGGAGAGACCGUCACAUCCUGAUGAUGCUUACAGUGGACUACACGCCGGCCCCAGCUAAGGGCCGUAGGGGGAUCGGGCCCCUCAAUUCUGGCCUGUGCUCCUCCAGCCGCCUGCCUGGCCCUGGGCCCUCACUGUGCUGCUCAUGGCUCCUGGCCAGGACCCUGCAUCGAAGCCCCUCUCCCCUGGGAGCAUGGAGGGACGGUCGCUGGUGGCACCAGCCAACGCGUGCCCCAGCUACUUAUAAACCUGGACCUUGUCCUGGCCCAGCCGCGGGCUGCCUUCCGCCUACCUUCCCAGCCAGCUCAGCAAGGAGCCCGGCCCCCGGCUAACCUGCAGUGGGGAGGCCAUGGAGGAGGCCCCGUCCUGAGAGCCUGCGUGCAGCCACGGGAGCGCCGUGACACAGCGAGAUGACCGCAGAGGCCAGGGAUGUCCUGGUUCUGCUGCCCACGCGGGAGCAGCUGCGGCUGGUGGUGGGGGUGCAGGCAACCGGCCGUGAGCUCUUCCAGCAGGUGUGUGACGUGACCAGCAUCAAGGAAGCCCACUUCUUUGGCCUCAGCGUGGUCAGAAACGACGAGUACAUGUUCAUGGAUUUGGAGCAGAAACUCAGCAAGUACUUCUCCAAGGACUGGAAGCGGGAUGCGCACGAGGCCGGAGGGCGGCCCCGCGCGCCCUUUGUCACCUUCCUCAGAGUGCGGUACUACGUGGACAACGGAAGGGUCAUAAGCGACCGGACGGCCAGGCACCUGUACUACUGCCACCUGAAGGAGCGGGUGCUGAGGUCCCAGUGCGCCCACCGUGAGGAGGCCUACUUCCUGCUGGCCGCCUACGGGCUGCAGGCCGACCUGGGCAACCACCGGGAGCCGGUCCACGUGGGGAGGUACUUCGAGCCCCAGGCCUACUUUCCGCCGUGGAUCAUCGCCAAGAGGGGCCGCGCCUACAUCCUCAGGCACGCGCCGGCCAUGCAUCGCGAGCAGCGGGGCCUGAACCCCAAGGAGGCUGUGCUGUGCUUCAUCAGAGAGGCCUGCCGGCUCGAGGACGUCCCCGUCCACUUCUUCAGGCUGUACAAGGACAAGAAGGAGGACAGACCUACCAUCAUCCUGGGACUGACCCUCAAGGGAAUGCAAGUCUACCAGGAGGUGAACCGUGCCCCGGAGCUGCUCUAUGACUUCCCCUGGUCCCACAUUGGGAAGGUGGCAUUUCUGGGGAAGAAGUUCGAGAUGCGGCUGGACGGGCUGCCGUCAGCGCGGAAGCUGGUGUACUACACGGGCUGCGCCUGGCGCUCGCGCCACCUGCUGCAGCUGCUCAGCGCCAGCCACCAGCUGCACCUCAGCCUGCGGCCCGCGCUGCAGAGGCUACGGCAGCGGGAGGAGGCCGAAGAGAAGGAGCACUAUCGCGAGUCCUACAUCCGCGACACGCUGGACCUGGACCUGGACCUGGAUCCGGACCCGGGCGGCAGGGGCUCCCUGGGCAGCGGGGGCAGCAGCCAGCACGUCCCCCGCCGCCUCUCCCUUGGGUCAGCUGACAGCUGCAGCAGCUCCCACACGUCAGGCGUCAGAGAGGCCGGGGAGAUGGCGGUGGACGAGCCCCCGGGUGCUGAGGCCCUCCACGUGGAGAUGCCACCCUGCGGCUCCAGCUCCAUCCGGAGCGGCCACGGCUCAGAGGCUGGCAGCAGAGGCCGGCCGGAGGGGGACGGCCGGGCCCGGGGAGACGCCUCUGGCCCGGAGCCCUCGGCAGUCGUGCAGGUCCCACUGAUCAGGAUGAGGGGCAGGUGUGCGGAGGCCCUGUACCAGAUGCCAGAGGCAGAGCCACCCCACCACAGCCUGGACCGCGCACCGCCGGGAACCUGCAGGUCCACCAACAGCCUCUACCUGGUGCUGUGCAGGGAAGACCAGCUCCUGGAGGAGUUUGUGGUGUAGACGCCUAGAGAUGGGGCUCUGCGCCCUUGGGGCUCACCCACGCUGCACAGUUUGUCCACGUGGCACAGCUGCAUCCACGAGGCACGGCUUGUCCAAUCGGGGCUCCGUCUACACACAUGGCUCGUCCAUGUGGCAAGUCCUGUCCACGUGGGGCUCUGUCUACACAGCACAGCUGCAUCUGCACAGUGGGCUUGGCCCACACCUCCUCCCACCUCAGGACAGUCUCUGGCCCUCACCCCCUCCUGCGCUGGAGGCUCCGGCCACGCCCUGGUUGACUGAGGCCCUCCCCUCGCCCCCUGCCCCCCCUCCUGUAUGAUCACCUGUCAGUGGUGUGGAGCAGGCCCUGACGUCAGGCCUGGAGGGGACCUGGAGGGUUCCACUCUCGUGCCAGCCAUGAUGGGUCCAAGCUCCAUCCAUCUGUGUGACCAAGAGGCAGAAGUCAGGGUCCGACCAUGCGGUCUCCAGGCGAGUGGGGGCUGGCCCCUCGGGUAGCCCUUCCCCAUCUAUUCUGGGAAGGAGGAUGUGGUAGCUGUGCCCACACGGUGGCGAGACCCCGCAGGUUCCCUCUGCACUGACCCCUGAUGGAGGCCAGACCACGCGCACAGCCCUGUGGGAGUCUUUGACCCAAGGCCACAGUCACCUGUCAUUGCACUGGCCACAGGCCUCCGCUAGCCCAGUGUUUGCAAUCCCUCUGUGAGGUGUGGUCCCGGCUGCCACCCCAGGCCUGGCUGGUGGAUGACCCCUGUCCACCACCCACAUGACACGGACAUCCCGGGAGGCACCAUGCCCGAAGCUGCAGGGUCACCUGGACACCUGGUCCCUGCGGAGCUCACAAAACCAGACAGGCAGCUGGUCAACCAGCAAAGCCAUCAUCUCGAUUCUGAAUCCUCCUCCCUCGGCCCCAAGACAGAGCCCCGUGUCCUGGUCCUCUCCCAUCACAGGUCACACGGCAGCGGUGAUCUGCCCACAGGGGCGGCCAGGGCUCCUGCCCUGGGACAGUGCUGGGCACCCUCUAGGGGUCCGAGACUGCAGGUGAGAUGGGGCGGAGCGGGGACCAGCCCCCCGCCACCCUCUGCACCCGACCCACGCUCCAGGGCUGGGGUUGGGAGAGUGUUCCCAGCUUCGCCAUGACGCUGGCAUGUUCACAGCUCCUGCGGCAGCGAUUCCUGGGAAAGUGUGCUUUUGAGGGACAGCUGACCUUCUCUGUGCCGUGGGUGCAUCGAGAGCCCGUGAGCAAGCAGCACGGGACGGCAGGUGCAGGGCCGCAGCCGCAGCCCCAGCAUGGGUUGGCCCACGUGGGUGGGAGGCACGAGGCACGGUGACAGCCACCCCACGCUGGGAGGAUUUGCAUAGUUGUGCCUUCCUUUCAAAGGCAGGCUGGCUUCCCUGAGGCUGAGCCCCGCUUGCAGGUGGCCUCCACCUGUGGAGGGACUGCACACCCCGCCCCGGGAGGAAAAGCAGGGCCUGUCUUACCUGCCUCCUGGCCCCAGGUGGGCCCUGCAACCCUUCCGGAAGCCCUGAGAGCAGGGAUGCGAGACGGUUAAUAACAAGCCCCGAGCCAGAGGCUCCUAGUGGGGCUCAGGGUGCGGGUCAGCUCGUUUGACCUGGGGCCCCUCUGGGCUGCCCCCACCCAAGAUCCGCACCCGCACACCUGCUGUCCCCUUGACCUGGAGGGACCGGCCCCUGCCUGUCUGGAGGCCCCGAGCGCUCAGCGGGCGAUGGUGAGCCCACUGCCACACAGCCCUGCGCCCGUGACGCCUCCCCGUCUCUGGUGCUCGUGCUGGGGCGGCCGCAGCGGCAUGGGAGCUCAGACGGAGGGUGGAGCUGGAGCCCAUGUGUGAGCGCACGUGCAUGCACAUGGCUGGGCGGGUGGGUGCGUGCACACUUGCACGGUGAGGUUGAUGCCCCCCACGCUGGGCUUUUGAUCCUUUCUGUGAAAGGUGAUCUUGUGUGUGUGCACAGCAGGCACGUGUAAUAAAGGACUGAACCCACGCCUUCACA
This is a messenger RNA of Canis lupus familiaris (dog), 4795 nucleotides long. RefSeq names its product FERM domain containing 1 (gene FRMD1). Gene Ontology annotation, cellular component: cytoskeleton; cytoplasmic side of apical plasma membrane. Gene Ontology annotation, biological process: positive regulation of hippo signaling. Bases 1286 to 2794 code for a protein of 502 amino acids. Lineage: Eukaryota; Metazoa; Chordata; Mammalia; Carnivora; Canidae. The record is from RefSeq and is a predicted model, not a curated record. The transcript is spliced from 18 exons.